AGUUCGUUUGAUACCCAAAGUAGGGGAGAUAUUGGGUGACCCCACGGUUGAACUCGAACGUGAAAUUCCUAUCCAUAUAUCAUAUCCUAGGCCACCACUUUCAGCACCACAAAACACACACACACACCAAUAACACUCACUACACACAGCAACUAAUUAACGAAGAAGCCAUGGCAAUUAGGCACAUUGUUAACAUAGCUCAUGCGUCCCAUCUCAAAUCUUCACCAUCUCUCCUUGUUAAGCCCAAGCCUUCCACAUUCAUUACCUCUACUACCAUUGUUCAGUUUCUUAACCCAACUGUAUUUUCAAGGAAACAUAAUCUAGCUGCAGUGUCCAAGGCAUCAUCAGCAGAUAGCAUUUCACCCGUAGACGACGAAGAGGGAGUUUCUCUAGGGACCAUGAAACUGCCCUCCGACACCGAUGUUGCUAGAUUUGAGACAUUGUUGUUUCAGUGGGGGAACAGUCUAUGCCAAGGUGCUAAUUUACCGCUGCCAUUGCCCCUGAAGGUGGACAAAAUCCCUGGUGGAGCUAGGCUUGGUUUCAUUACUAUUGGAGAUGGUGAGACGGAGGUCCCCGUGUACAUAGAUUGUUUGGUAUUUCCGGGAACUGAUAGCUCCGCUCCAGUCUUCCGAGCCAUACGAAACGGGCCCAAGAAAGAUCAACCGCCUCCUGGAGAGCCACGGAUCAUGAGAAGCAUGUUGGAGGCCUUGAAGAAGUGUGUCGAAAUCGCAAGAUUCUAACUUAUUUGCAGACACCGUUGUAAAAUUUUGUUCUCAGCAUUAUGCAGCACUAUAUAUGGUUAAACUUCUCUGUGUUCAGUUCUACUACAUACUAACAUUGUCUAUAAAUUUAAAAUAGUUAUGAUCGGAAAAUGUUCUGAUA
Salvia miltiorrhiza (redroot sage) is the source of this 882-nucleotide messenger RNA. RefSeq lists its product as uncharacterized. Gene Ontology annotation, cellular component: chloroplast thylakoid membrane; chloroplast stroma. The record is from RefSeq and is a predicted model, not a curated record. The transcript is spliced from 3 exons. NCBI's taxonomy places the organism in Eukaryota, Viridiplantae, Streptophyta, Magnoliopsida, Lamiales, Lamiaceae. The coding region runs from base 171 to 740 and encodes 189 amino acids.